AUGGACAACUCAGACGUAUGCACUGCUGCUACAGAUGCAGUCCCGUCAGUCAAACCUUGCGAAGGUACAGAUUCAGUGCCAACACGAGGCAUCUGCGCGGUAAAGGCGGAGUAUCUUCGUCCUGCACCGAUACGUGUUAAUCUUGAUGCUGAGGGACGAACGAGGGGAAUGAACAAGGGGGCAGAGCGUCAGCGUUCUGCUGCUGUUGAGGGUACACAGCGACCCACUUUUGAAGGGGAAUCAAAUUUUUUUCACGGUGAGGUCUUGCAACGUAUUAAAGCAGUAGUACGACAGCAAAAUGUGGGGGGUUCCAAACGCUCACGUGAUGAGAAAAAGGAUGAGGUUCCACCAACAGAGACAUCAACAGAAAAUGGAGAUACAAUUACUACAGAGUUGAACAGCAGUGCUACUGAAACCAUUUUACAGUCCCAUGAUAAUCAUAUUGCUACGAAAAAUAGUGAUAUGGUUCAUGCAAGUAACACCGAAGAAGCGUUACGUGAGAGUCAAGCACGACGUAAAAGUUUGUUUACUAAUAAACUUGUUUUAGCACCCCUUACAACAGUUGGUAAUCUCCCGUUUCGUCGUAUAUGCAAGACAUAUGGUGCCGAUAUUACAGUAGGCGAAAUGGCACUUGUGUAUAAUCUUAAUCGUCUUCAAAAAAGUGAGUGGUCAUUGUUGCGUCGACACGAAUCAGAAGAUAUUUUUGGUAUUCAAAUAGCUGUUUCUAGACCUCAAGAUGCUUUGACUUGGGCAAAAGCUAUUGAAACAUCUGGAUUUUCAUAUGAUUUUGUUGAUAUUAAUUGUGGUUGUCCUGUUGAUAAACUUGUGCUUUCAGGUUGUGGUUGUGGUUUGUGGGAACGGAAAGGAAAUCGAUUAAAAGAUGUUGUGCAGUCACUUGCACAAAAUCAGUCAAAACCGGUUACUAUAAAGUGCCGAAUUGGACCUGACGAAGAUGCUCCAUUGCUGCAUAAACAAAUCGGGGAAUAUGAAGGAUGGGGAGCUUCAGCUGUUACUAUACAUGGCCGUUCCCGUAAACAACGGUACACAAAGUUGGCAAAUUGGUCCUAUGUUGAUGAUUGUGCUACACGAACGAACCUACCUGUAACUGGUAAUGGUGACAUAUUAUCCUGGGAGGAUGUUGUAGAGCAUCGUGAACAAUGUCCGCAUGUCAACUCAUACAUGAUUGGUCGAGGAGCACUUAUCAAACCUUGGAUUUUUGAAGAGAUCAAGAUGGAACAGUCUAAAGAUAUAAGUAGUCAUGAACGUUUUGAAAUAUUACGACGCUUUUGUGACUAUGGAUUGUCACAUUGGGGAUCAGACGAACGGGGAGUUCUUACUACACGACGCUUUCUCUGCGAAUGGCUUUCUUUCUUGUGUCGCUAUGUCCCAGUUGGACUUCUCGAGCGUCUACCACAACGGAUGAAUGAGAGACCACCUUUUUAUGAGGGACGAGAUGAGUUGGAAACGCUUAUGUCAAGCGAUAGCGCAGUGGAUUGGAUUCGCAUUAGUGAGAUGCUUCUAGGUCCUGCAGGUGAUAAGUUUAAGUUCACUCCAAAGCACAAGAGUAAUAGCUACGCUAACAGUGGGUCAUCAACCGACAUGGACAUGAAUGUUGAAGGCUGA
Molecule: messenger RNA, 1623 nt
Organism: Trypanosoma theileri
Lineage: Eukaryota; Euglenozoa; Kinetoplastea; Trypanosomatida; Trypanosomatidae
Product: tRNA-dihydrouridine synthase 3
Exons: 1
Coding region: 1-1623 (540 amino acids)
Biological process (GO): tRNA processing
Molecular function (GO): flavin adenine dinucleotide binding; RNA binding; tRNA dihydrouridine synthase activity
Source: RefSeq, a predicted model, not a curated record